Molecule: messenger RNA, 2514 nt
Organism: Bursaphelenchus xylophilus (pine wood nematode)
Lineage: Eukaryota; Metazoa; Nematoda; Chromadorea; Rhabditida; Aphelenchoididae
Source: the annotation of a GenBank genome assembly
AUGUUCCCAGUCAGUUGUUCCCAGCGGAUGUCUACGACGAGAUUAUUGCCCCCGGCCUGCCCUACGCCCGAAAACACAACCUCUUCAGGUGGCCAAAGCCCUCGGAACCCAUCCCGAGGUAAGUUUUACCAUGGAUAAUAUAAAAUUUUUGACAAGGAAGGUACUUCAAUGGGUUAUCGAGUUACAGGUCGAGUCAUAUAUCAAAAAAAUCGCAAAAUUUUUUUUGAUUCAGAUUAUGUAAAAGUUAGCUACCGAUUUUGGUUUGUAAGGGUGAAAAAAUCCUCAGAAGUUUUCACGUAACACCACGCAAAUGCCUUUUUGACAGCGUUUUUACCAAAUCAAAAGCUUGGUUUUGAGCUAAAUUGAACCUUGGCAUCUUGACAAGCCUUAAAAUGUCAGAUUUGAUUAAUAUUACACCUUAAUUAGUAGUUCCAAUAUAAAAAAGGGCAUUUGUGUGGUGCUGCGAGAAAAGUUCUGAGGAUUUUUUCACCCUGACAAUCCAAAAUCAGGCAGCUAACUUUUACAUAUUCUGAAUCAGAAAAAUUUUACGAUUUUUUUGAUAUAUGACUCGACCUGUAACUCCAUACCCCAUAGAAGUACUUUCCUCGUCAGAAAUUUCAAAACUUUUCUCCUAAUUACGGAGAAUUUUCUUGGAUGGGGAAAGAGUUGACUCAUCUUGGUCAAGUCUUCCUCUCUAGACGAAAAAUGCAAUCUUGCAUAGAUUUAGCUUGUUGCAGGAGGAGCGGACUGUAUAACAACAUGUUGGGAGCUUUUCUGAAUCAGUAUUGUAGUGUUCGGUUAAGAUUAUUGAUCUCUUAUCAUGUAUAAUGUAAUUUAUCUUUGAUCCUUUCAGAAUAUUACCCAAUCUUCGCCGUGGAGACUCGCGAGUACCUUGAAAACCUCCAGAUUGAUCUUCAUCACUUCCUCGAAGAGUUCGUUGAUUUUGCAUGUUACAACAAGGUGAUUUGAAUGGAAAAAUGGAAGCAGUAAGUUCCAUCAGCCAAUGUUUUUCUUUUUUGCUUGGAGUACAGGGGAAGUACUCCAAGUGCGACGCUCAGAUUUUCUUAAAAUUUUGCACACACGUCGGGUAUGGACUAAAUAUCAAUUCCUGAAAGUUUUAGCUCGCGCUUUGCGGGCGCCGCCGAGAUAUCGAACGAUUUUUGCCGCCGAGAGAGCACGCUAAACGUGGAGAGCGGUCAGAGAGAAAAGCGCUUUUUGGCCAUAACUUUGGCAGUUUCGCGCGGAAAAAUUUGAUUUUUUGUAGAAACAUUAUCCUUUACAGUUGAAAUAGGCAUGAAACUUUUCGUGCCGAAAUUCGGCAAAAAGUCCUAAAUUUUCGCCGACUUUCGAUCUAAAAAUCUCGGUUGUUUGUGCUAAGCGCGAGCUAGGAUUGUCGCAAAUUAUUCUAAAUUUGUGCUAAGUUUCAUCAAAAUCUGAGCGUCGCGCUUGGAGUACUUCCCCUGUUAGUUUCGGGAUGUUAGAGUGGCUGAGCCGGCUUUCGAAUAAUUAUCCGGGACAGGUUUCAUCGUUUAUAAUGAGCUUUUACCGUUUUGUUUGGUCUUUGCGCCUUUUAAUUGCCAAAAAUACUAUGUCCUUACUAUAGAUGCGCCGUUUUUGAUACACAUUUCAUAUACAGUUAUAGAAACAUAUGUAAUACAUGUAAUUCAUGACUAUAGGGCUCUAGUUUUGGGCAGAGAAUUUUUUAUGGAGCUAUAGACAGUAAAAGCUUUUGGACACGUUGGCCCUUGUUGAGGGGUUUAGAGAUAUUUUUAUAGGGCUGAUGUUUUACGUUGUUUUCAGUAAUUUUUUUUAAACUUUUCAGAGAACCUCUCUCUACAAGGUCCGCCACCGAAGGAAUAAAAGAAAAAAUGUAAAAAAAAGAAAAAAUAUAUGAAAAAGGCCAAAAAAGUAAAAAAAAGAAAAGCCAAAAAAAAUUUAAAGGCCAAAAGAAAAGAAAAAGAAAAAAAGAGCCAAAAAAACUAAAAGAAGAGCCAAAAAAACAAAGGCCAAAAAAAUAAAAAAAAAAAAUACUAGUCGCGACAUAAAGUCCUGAGACGUCUGCACUGUGCGUUUUUGUUUUCCUUUCGCGCGAGUGCGCCACUUUUCUCGCGCGACACCCGCGACAAAUUGUGUCAGGACUUUAUGUCGCGACUAGUAAAGGCCAAAUGAAAAGAAAAGGCAAAAAAAAGCAAAAAAAAAUAUUUUUCGAAAAAAGAGAAAAGCCAAAAAAGGCAGUAAAGUUAGAAAAAAGAAUUGUAUCUGGAAUUCAGCGAACCCAAUGAGUUGUUCCAAGCGGAUGUCUACGACGAGAUUAUUGCCCCGGCCUGCCUCUACGCCCGAAAACACAAUUCUUUAGCUGGCCAAAGCCCUCGGAACUCAUCCUAAGGUAAAUUUUGCCAUGGAUAAUAUAAAAUUUUUGAAAAAUUUUAAAACUUUUCUCGUAAUUACACCUAUAGUCAUUCCAAAGAUUUUUUGAAAGACUUACUGAUCGCUUUAUUUCAGACCCAAGGAUGA